AAGCUCGUGACAAAACCCUACAGAAAAAAAAAACAUGUUUUUCUGCCACAGCAGCGGCGGAGACCUGGGGACCUUCUCCAAGGCCGACAUCCUCCGAGGGAUCAUCACCGAGAAGCUCAGCAUCGCCACCCGCGACAUCCUGGCGGUGGUGGAGAGGACGGUGGCCGACUACGAGGAGGAGGCGUCGGGCUUCAGGCGGAGGAUCGCGCGGCAGGAGCGGCAGCUGGAGCUCCUGCAGCCCCGGGUCAACCUGCACAGGCUGCGUAUCGAAGACUCUGUGAGGCUCGACUUUCCUCAGAAUGAUGAACAUGAUAAUGACGAUGGUGGUGGUUUUGAUGAUGAGGUCAAUGACGAAGAAGAACAGGACCAGCCUUCAGCAGGUUCCAGGACAACGUCCAAGGAUCCAGACUUUGAAAUCCCAUCGAGACCUCUGCAGUGCACAGCCCGGCGCAGCAGAGCCUGGACCAGCUGCAGUCCGACCCACCUGAACCUCAGGGUCCGGUUUAUAAAGGACCCAAACGUGGGUGUAUUGCAGCGCUCUAACAUGACGAACACUCUUGUCCGGGACCUCAACUUUCCUCGAGAUCUCCCAGAGUCAGAAUUCGUGGAUCUGCUCAGGUCCUCUUUCCCGCCGCUGGACGGAAGUCACAAAGCCUUUGAGAUCUACACACUCAACCGAAGCAAGAAGCUACAGAAGCUGCCGCUGAAGACCAUGACACCCACUGAGAUCAUCAGGAGCAUCAAGGCCAACGCGCCGCGGGCCACCGUCCUCUUCAUCAAGCUGAAGACCCCAGAGUCUGAGAAGACAUCAGAGGAAACGCUGGAGGAGAAACUUGAAGGAGCAUCUACAGAAAUCAAGGAGAAAUCCGAGGAGAUCAAGGACAAUGAGGAGAUAGAAGAUUCCUACAUCUCAACAGUAAAGGACAAACCCUCAUCCUGUGAUGCUGAAGCAGAAGAAGAGGAAGAAGCUGGACCGAGUUCAAGGUCGGGUCCACAUGGUUUCGGGGAGGAAGCUGGGUUCACAGACUCACCAGAACACCAUCAUGACGAUGUGGAUAAAGAUGAUGCCUCUGCUGAGGAUCCAGAAUGGAGACUGGAGUCCAAGCAGAAACAAGUGGUGAAGAAAGCAGCAGAUAAAACUCCAAGAGAGUGGCGGAAAAAAAGGGCUUGUAAAAUUUGUGGGUGCUGGUACAAUUCCCUGGGGGGUUUGAUCAAACACAUGUGGAUUCACAUGGAUGAGCCGCAAAGAGUUUGUGGGGUCUGUGGAGAUGCUUUUGAAUCCACUGAAGAGCUGAAGGAACAUCUGAGAAACUACGAUAAAGUCUACAAGUGUGAGGAAUGUGGGAAAACUUUUUUAAAAAUCCUUCUUUUAAAAAGCCAUCUAGCUGUUCACUCUAAAAACGCUAAUUUUCGAUGUGACAUUUGUGGAAAAAAGUUUGGAGCAGAGAGGGCACUGAACUUGCACAGCUGGAGCCACGCAGAGGAACGGCCGCACAAGUGCGAUCUCUGUGACAAGUCCUUUGGUCUGAAAAGUCUUCUGCAGGCUCAUAGAAAGAACCACAACAAGUGGCAGUGCCACCUCUGCAACAGGAGUCUCUCAAGCAGCCGAGCUUUGGCCUGGCACCUGAUGAGUCACUCUGAGAAACGCCACUUUGCCUGCGAAGUUUGUGGGAAACGAUUUAAAAUCCUCCACACUCUGAACAUCCACAAGAAGGUUCACAUGAACCGAGAACGGUCGUUCCUCUGCCAUAUCUGCUGCAAAACCUUCUAUUGCAACGGGUCGCUCAAAACUCACAUGAAGACCCACAGCAGUGAGAGGCCGUUCGUCUGCCAGGACUGUGGCAAAGGCUUUGUGAGCAAAGGAAACCUGAAGAUCCACCAGCGAGUUCACACUGGAGAGACGCCGUACGGCUGCUCCCACUGUGGACGCCGCUUCAAGCUACAGUCAGCUCUAAAAAGCCACGUCAGAAUCCACUUGGGCAUCAAACUCUUUACCUGCCCGGUGUGCGGGAAGGCCAUUGCGCGGCAGGAACACCUGAAGGUCCACAUGAGGAUCCACAGUGGAGAAAGACCCUACAAGUGCUUGCUGUGUGUCAAGGCCUUCACCCAGAGCCACUGUCUGAAAACACACAUGAUGAAGCACCAUGCUGGAGAGAACCAGAACCAGGACCAGACUAGACCCUGAAGAACCUUUAUGAGAACAAACCAAACAGCCGACUUCUGGCUUUCUAACAAUCAUUGAGGUAUUACUUUCUAAUCUUUAAUGUUUGUAUGAGCCGAAGUAUUCAGUUGUUGUUUCAAGACAUUUGUGAGUUCUGAACAGUGUCCUUCAUCUUUGUUGUGUGACCGUCUUCCAAGUCCAAACACGUCAUUCCGAUUGAAAUUAUACAAAUUCCAUAUUAAAGACUAAAGUCCUGUGGUUGAUUUUCAGACGA
Molecule: messenger RNA, 2435 nt
Organism: Oryzias melastigma (Indian medaka)
Lineage: Eukaryota; Metazoa; Chordata; Actinopteri; Beloniformes; Adrianichthyidae
Product: zinc finger protein 2-like
Exons: 6
Coding region: 35-2185 (716 amino acids)
Cellular component (GO): nucleus
Source: RefSeq, a predicted model, not a curated record